Messenger RNA from Oryza sativa Japonica Group (Japanese rice), 3480 nucleotides. RefSeq names its product HSP-interacting protein. NCBI's taxonomy places the organism in Eukaryota, Viridiplantae, Streptophyta, Magnoliopsida, Poales, Poaceae. The record is from RefSeq and is a predicted model, not a curated record. Gene Ontology annotation, molecular function: protein binding.
CCCAAAAAGUGUGUGGCUUCCCUUCGCUAGCAUCCCAUCCUACGUCCGCUCUCCUUCGUUGUAGUAUGCUUCCUUGUGCUUUGCUUUCCCAUUUGCUCCUUUCCUUCUUUCCUUCCAUUUCCAUUCUGAUCAAAUUUUAGGACACCAAUUACCAGCUUGAUUUCUUGUAUAACUAUAUUUCGUGCAUUCUCGAUGGGAUUGCCAGGAUAGGGUAAGGUUUCCAUUUGCAUGGGAAAGAGGGAGGAGCGAAUCGUGCUGCCCAAUCUCUCUUUCCCAUCCAUAUCAAUUGAUUUUUCUUCUUGUUCCAAUUGCAAAUUUAAUCGGAAAGAAGAGCGGGAGAUUCCGCGGUUUCUUGAUUUUCAGCAAGAGGAGGAGAGGUGGUGCUCCAAAAGAAAUUAUCGGAUCAUCAUCUGAGUCAAUUCUUUUGUGUGGGAGAUUGAAAGGCUUGUAGCAUGGAGAGUACUACUACACCAAGAGGGAAUGAAACAAGUGAAUUAGGAGCAAAUGAUGGUGAAAGCAGCUCGAGGAACAGCCAACCCAACAACAUUGAAGAGACUAAUCCCCUCCCAGAGGUCAGUAAUGAUGAUGCAGUCCUGAUCAUAGGACAAGCUAUUGAAUUGAAGGAUGAGGGGACGAGGCUAUUCCAGAGAAGGGACUAUGAGGAGGCAGCCAUCAAAUUUGGCGAGGCGAUAAAGCUCCUUCCAAAGGAACACAAUGAUAUCGCCUUUCUCCACUGCAACGCUGCUGCUUGCUACAUGCACAUGAAUCCUGAGGACCUUGAUCAUGCAAUUGAGGAGUGUAAUCUGGCAUUGGAGGCAUCACCAAAGUAUACGAAAGCAUUACUGAAAAGAGCACGGUGUUUCGAAGCACUGGAUAAGCUGGAUCUCGCUUGCAAGGAUGUACAGAAGGUGCUGAGCUUAGAACCAAGCAAUGUAACUGCAUUGGAGCUAUCAGAGAGUAUCAAGGAGCUGAUGGAGGAGAAAGACGUUUUGCUGGAGAAACAGAUUGUUUCGCCUGUGGCUGAGGAGCCUAAGGCUAUUUUAGCAAAAGAUAAGAUCAAGAGGAAGGUAUCCCGCAAAUUCAGAAACUCCAUAGUUGAGGAAGAGGUGUGGGAAAUGAUUCAUGAAGAGGAUAUGCAAGAGGAUGAUGAGGCUGCCGAGGAAGAGAAAUGCAAUGGGAACAACCAUGUGCAGAAUGAUGCAAGACCCGAAGAAAACGACACUGAGCAGAUGCACAUAAAACAAAACCGGAGCAGCGAAGAGAAGUACAGAGAGGAGACCAGGCCGAAGCAAGGGCAGUGCAGUCGAGGAGCCAGCAACGAUGGGAAGACAGUACUGCAGCAUUCUUCACUGAAUAUGGAAGAGAUGUGUGUCAACCUGAAGCAUGGUAAAGAGAAGCAUCAGAAGCAUCUUAAAGAGAUACAUGUUAGAGGCAGUCAUGGGCAGGAAACCCAUCCAUUCUGUAGUGGUGUGGACAAACGCCAAAAGCAUAUUGAUCAGAUACAAACCAAUAGUCUCGGCAUGCAAGAAAAGCACACGGACAAGUUUGAAAGGUAUGCCAACGGCAGCCGAGAAAAGCAUUUUCUAGACAGGCAUAUUGGUCGUGGUGAGGAUAAGCAGGAAAAGCGAUCCACGCUCAAGCCAACAAUCCAUGGUAGAGACAAGCAUAAGAAUCACAAAGAUGUUAACAAGAGGGCAAUGAAGAGCGUGAAGUUUGUUUGUGGAGAUGACAUACGGAUCGUUGUAAUUCCAGAACAUAUAACUCUGAUGCAGCUGAUGGACAUAGCUCGCUAUAAGUACACUCCUCACUUGAAGUCAAUCCUUCUUAAAUUUAUGGACAAAGAGGGUGACUUGGUGACAAUUACCUCAACUGAAGAACUGCGAUGGGUUGAGGAACUAGAUCCACUAAAGCCUGUCCGAUUGUAUAUAAAGGAGGUAAGUCCUGAUCGUGAGAUCACUAGGGAUCUUGUCAUGCCCACUACCUCCUACAGUAAGUUAGAAAGAAAUCACAAUUCCAUGUCUGAAUGUGGAAGUUCUAGGCAUGGCGGUGAAAAGAAUUCUUAUACAGAUGACUGGAUGGUACAAUUUGCCCGUCUAUUCAAGUAUCAUGUUGGUUUUGAUUCUGAUGCAUAUGUGGAUCUACGUGACCUCGGUAUGAGGCUGUACUAUGAAGCCAUGGAAGAAACCAUCACAAGUGAAGAAGCCCAGGAGAUAUUUCAAUCCGCGGAGGCAAAAUUUCAGGAAAUGGCAGCUUUAGCAUUGUUCAAUUGGGGCAACGUCCACAUGUCUCGUGCAAAGAAGCGAUUACUUUUAUCUGAUGAUGCUUCACAGGAAUCAAUACUUCUGCAGGUCAAAAAUGCAUAUGAAUGGGCAUGCGCUGAGUAUGUCAAAGCUGGGAAAAAGUUUGAGGAGGCAGUGGACGUAAAACCAGACUUUUAUGAAGGUCUCAUUGCACUCGGACAGCAACAGUUUGAGCAAGCAAAGCUUUCAUGGCGUUACGCAGAUGCAUGCAAGAUAGGAAUGGGAACCGAAGUCCUUGAACUAUUCAACCAUGCUGAGGACAAUAUGGAAAAGGGGAUCGAAAUGUGGGAAGGAAUAGAAUAUCUGCGUGUAAAAGGACUAUCUAAAUCCAAAAAGGAGAAAGUUUUACUGGAUAAAUUGGGUUUGAAUGGACAUUUAAAGGAGUUCUCAGCAGAUGAAGCGUUUGAGCAAGCUUCAAAUAUGAGAUCACAGCUGAACAUUUCAUGGGGUACCAUUCUCUAUGAGCGUUCGGUAGUGGAAUUCAAGUUAGGAUUAUCCAGCUGGGAGGAAAGUCUUACUGAAGCAAUCGAAAAAUUUAAGACUGGGGGAGCAUCUCUGCCUGACAUCAGUGUGAUGAUAAAGAACCACUGUGCAAAUGAGAAAACGCAGGAAGGAUUGAGCUUCAAGAUUGACGAGAUAGUUCAAGCAUGGAAUGAAAUGUAUGACGCUAAGAAGUUAAAAAAUGGUGGUUCUUCUUUCCGUUUAGAACCUUUAUUUCGAAGAAGGCCUUCAAAGCUGCAUAAUAUAUUAGAGCACAUACAUUACACUUGAGGUUGUAUAUCUGACAUAGGACUUGGAUGCUGUAAACAUGGAUAGGAAAGUUGAGACUUAUUUCUUUCUGAAAAAGACUGGUUAUUUUACGGAACUGGAGUACAUUCAUGCUUCCCCCACCAAGUGAUCUUCCCAUUCAAGCGAACAGAACUGCUAGGAAGGCAAAUUAUAAAGUGAAGAUGAUAUUUCACUAGCUUCCCACCUAUUUCAGAUGUGCAAAUGUCCAAGUGUGUACUCAUAGAAAAAUAGGAAGGCUCAGCUAAAUUGUAACUUUUUUGUAGAUGAAACACGAUAGUGAAUUGUUCAUAGUUCUCAAUUGCGUGAAAGUUAUGUAAUUUGUUGGAAAUAUUUUGUUAUAUGCAGCAGCGAUAAUCGAUAAAUAAUACAUAUCCAACUGAUUACUGAUAAC